UUUCAUUUUGUUUAAACUUUAACAUUUAUUUUGAAUGUUGGUUAUCCUUUCUAUAAGGAAUGGGGGAGGAGUUUAACGUGUGCAGUUUUUUCUGGUCAGUGAUGAAAUAUGCUUGUAACAGACUGAACUUAAAAAAUCAAUUGAAAAUCAACAUUGCAGUGUAUACAAACUUACUGAGCAAUAUGCAUUUGCAGUUAUAAUUACAUUAGAAACCAGGCAGAAAACGGAUGCUUUCUGCUUUUUACAUAAGUGACGUAAAACCCAUAAUGCAUCGCUGUUGGUGAAAAGCUCAUUCUAUUUCCGCCAUUAUUUGAAAUUUUGAAUUGAGCCUAAAAUUGGCAAGAUUUUUAUUGUACUAUUGUUUCUCCACGUGUAUACGAGAUUCUUCGGAUAAUCUGUAUUGUCUCGCUAUGGAAUUUCAAGAACCAAUGGCCCUCGGAUCCCCCACCUCCCCAAAGCCCGGAACAGGUGCUCAGUUCUUGCCUGGAUUUCUAAUGGGAGAUCUGCCAGCCCCUGCAACUCCUCAGCCUCGUACCUUCGGCGGCUCCAUUGCAGGUGGAAUGGAACUGAGGUCCCCGCUUAUGUCAGGUGGCUCACCUCCUCAGCCAGUUGUCCCUACUCCAAAGGACAAGAGUGGAGCGCCUCCAGUUAGAAGUAUUUAUGAUGAACUUGCAAGUCCAGGAGUUGGUUUAACGCCAAUAAGUUCAAGAAAACAACCUACCUAUUCAGUUAUGCAGACUCCAUUGUCUGGGAUGACUCCAAGCACCCCUGGAACAGCUUCAAGUGUGUUUAGUCCUGCCAUUGGGCAGCAGAGGAAAGCCACCCUCUCUCCGGCUCAAGUCGAUCCUUUCUACACUCAAGGAGAUGCUCUUUCUUCAGAUGACCAUCUAGAUGACAAAUGGGUUACAGUUUUUGGGUUUCCUCCAGCAUCUGCUUCUUAUAUCCUGCUUCAGUUUGCUCAGUAUGGAAGCAUAUUAAAACAUGUGAUGUCUAACAAUGGAAAUUGGAUGCACGUGCAAUAUCAGUCAAAACUCCAAGCUAGAAAAGCUCUCAGUAAAGAUGGAAAGGUCUUUGGAGAAGCUAUCAUGAUUGGGGUUAAGCCAUGCAUUGAUAAGAGUGUCAUGGAGAGUUCUGAUAAAGGUUCAACAUCUGGCUCCUCAGUAGUGUUUACUCCUCCAAUUAAAAUGAUUGCGACUCCAUCCCAUCCUGCAAGUACACCUCGAUCAACCUCCAUGAGACCUCUUGCUGCUGCAUACAAAGCCUCCAGCAGUGACUAUCAGGUGGUUACUGACAGACAGACCCCAAGGAAAGAUGAGAGUUUAGUAACAAAAGCCAUGGAAUACAUGUUUGGUUGGUAGGGAUAAGAAAAAGCCCCUGAUUGUUCAGAGUACAGCAGAGAUGGAGAUCUCGCUGAACUCUGGUUUGUUCUUCUGUACUGCUAUUGUAACUUGGUUAGUUAUAUAACCACUUUUGGACUUGUUGAAGCCUUUCUGAUACAGACUACAUGUAAUUAGUUUGCACUUUAUUUUGGGAGUGGAUUGUACAGAGUUGUAUGAACUUUACACUGUUAAGAAUUUAAUUAUUUAAUUGGUCUGUACAUUAGGUUUCUGAAAUUUAGAUAAGGCAAUGCUAAGAUCAAUGAACAAAGUUAC
Molecule: messenger RNA, 1652 nt
Organism: Polyodon spathula (Mississippi paddlefish)
Lineage: Eukaryota; Metazoa; Chordata; Actinopteri; Acipenseriformes; Polyodontidae
Product: nucleoporin NUP35-like
Exons: 9
Coding region: 411-1358 (315 amino acids)
Biological process (GO): NLS-bearing protein import into nucleus; regulation of DNA-templated transcription; nuclear pore organization
Cellular component (GO): nuclear pore nuclear basket; nuclear pore central transport channel; nuclear membrane
Molecular function (GO): phospholipid binding; structural constituent of nuclear pore; single-stranded DNA binding
Source: RefSeq, a predicted model, not a curated record